GAAAGUUUGCUUGGUUCCUGACUACGCUGGCGCAGCGCCAACCUGAUAUAGGUACAAGUCGGCCCUAACCUAAUGUCAAUAAGCACCUGCAACAUACUUCCUUUCCCCUGGCUACGUAUAUUGCCAAUUCGACUGUGAUCAACAAUCCACGGAAAAAUGCAGUUCCCUAAUAUAUCACAACCUACGACGCCAGAUUACUAUGCAGAUCUAGGGUUGUCCAUGAAUGCAACCCUUCAACAAAUCAAAGCUGCCUUCUUUAAGCUGGCGAGGCGACAUCACCCAGAUAAGAAGGCCCCGGGCAAAACAGUCGACGCCCAAGAGUUUCGCAAGGUCCGCGAAGCCUACGAAUUUCUCAAAGAUGAAACGAAGCGCAAGCAAUACAAUGUUUUUUAUGGUGCCUCGUUGCAAAGACAUUGGGCCGUGUACAGACAACAGCAGGAAGCCCAACGCAGACACGCAGAAACCAUGCGGCGCGAAGCAGCGCAGCGCGAGGCCCAGCAGAAGGCGGCGGCGGCCGAGAGUGAGCGCAAGAUGAAAGAGCAGAUGGAAGCGUCCAGGGCGAGGGCCGAGGAGGAGCGGAAGCGAGGGGAGAAUACUCGGGAAUCUGAAGCGGGUACCGAGGAAGCCGCGCGAAAAGCCCAGGAGCUAUACGAGGCGGCUGCGAGAGAAAGACUCCUCGUGAACCAAGAAAGACAGCGCAUGUACGAAGAGAUGGCUCGCAUGCAACAAGAAAGACAAACCAUACUCCAAGAAGCCGAGAUGCUCCGGCGGGGGAAAGAGGUUGCAGCCUGCAUGCUCCGAGUGAUUUACCAGAGGGAGGUCCGAAGACGGGCGGCAGAGGCUGCAGCGCAAGAACAGCUUCGCAGACAACAAGAAGCGGAAGCCGAGAACCUCUGGGCACAGAAAGAGCGGGAAGCCGAGAGGCGGUCGGAAGAGGCCACGAAGCGGGUCCGCGCCCAGCAGGAGCGCGCGGCGCGGCAGCGGCUCAACAGCAUCCUGAUCGAGGAGAAGCAGCGGGCGCUGUGUUUCUUCUGGAGAGGCAUGGCGGAACACCGAGACGCAGAAACUGCCACAGGGGGGGAGCGACAGGCCGAGCCUCCGAAUGCUAAGGAAUGCGAGCACCCGCCGUUCGGCUGGCCGAAGAUCCAGGGCAGUGCAGAGUGCAUGUUUUGCGGGGAGGUCCGUAAGACGUGGGCUUACGGUUGCCCGGAGCCGCAGUGCGGCGCGAAGGCUUGUCCGUCGUGUGAACAUAAGUACUGUAUUUUUUAGGGCUUCGGGAGGGUUCGGGUUCGGGUUGGUGUAUUGUAUAUUAUUUCCGGGUUGUGUGGGUUUCU
This is a messenger RNA of Hypoxylon fragiforme, 1334 nucleotides long. RefSeq lists its product as uncharacterized. The coding region runs from base 157 to 1269 and encodes 370 amino acids. NCBI's taxonomy places the organism in Eukaryota, Fungi, Ascomycota, Sordariomycetes, Xylariales, Hypoxylaceae. The record is from RefSeq and is a predicted model, not a curated record. The transcript is spliced from 2 exons.